AUGGCUACCCCUAGUGUCUUCACUUUUGAUGCUGAGGGCCAUGCCGUUGACUUUGAGGUCUGGGUCGAUGACCUCCAGCUCUUUCUUCAGUGCGAGAGGGCGGACGGCCUCUCCCUGUUUGACCUCACUUCUGGUGCCUCCCCUGCUCCUGCUGCUGAUGCUAACGCCACUGUUCGCUCACAGUGGGCCAUGCGCGAUGCUGCUGCUCGCCUUGCUGUGCACCCCCGCUUACCGACCACUACGCGUGCAUACUUUAGCCAGUACAAGAGUGCUCAGACCUUGUACGACGCUGUAGUCGCACCCUACUCUUCCCCUACCACUGCUGCACUGAGCCGCCUCAUGCUACCGUACCUCUUCUCUGACCUUGCUGCCUUUCCCACAGUCGCUGAACUCAUUACGCACCUCCGCACUAGUGAAACUCGCUACCGCGCUGCACUUUCUGCUCAAUUCUGCGCCAAGAACCCCCCCCCAAUGUACAUCACCCUCUACUACAUACUCACCCGGCUCCCUGACUCUCUUCGCGUAGUCAGGGACCACUUCCUCUCAGUCUACCCCACCACUCUCACUGUUGACCUCCUCGAGAAGGCACUCCUAGCGAUAGAGAAGAGCAUAGUUGGUGUAGGAACUGGUGACCCUCGCACCCCCGUCUUUGAGGGUCGGUCGGCGCUGCGUCUGCCCCGAGCGGGAGACGCCGCACCGGCAGGGGCAAAGGGGGCAAGGGCGCUGGAGGGGCUUGAGGGGGCGGUGGAGGUGGUGUUGGAGGCAGUGGAGGGAGUGGGGGUGGUGGUGGGAGUGGUGCCAGGGGUGGCGGCGGCGGCGGCAGGAGUGGAGGAGGCGGAGGCGGUGGAGGUGGCGGAGGGAGCGGAGGUGGAGGAGGCGGCAGAGGCGGCGGCAGCGGUGGUGGAGCGGGUCGCGACUCUACGCAGAGGAGUGGCGCCAGUGGUGUGGAGCGGACCUACAGGAUAG
Messenger RNA from Closterium sp. NIES-65, 966 nucleotides. NCBI's taxonomy places the organism in Eukaryota, Viridiplantae, Streptophyta, Zygnematophyceae, Desmidiales, Closteriaceae. The record is from the annotation of a GenBank genome assembly.